ACACUUGUUCUCAAAACGAAGUGUGGUCAGACCCAUCGCGUCCCCUUCAUUGGAACCACGGGCGACACUCCUCCCGACCUACCUCCCCGGGACCCUCGUCCCUCAGGCUCUCACCCCGACAUCGCCUUCACUUCCCCUCGUCAGUUUGCUAACUUCAUACGACAGGAGGACGUCAUGUUCUACUCAGUGACCGUCAUGGAUCUUUUUCGCUAUGAUCCACUUUGUCCUGAGGUUGAGCUCAUCUUUUUGGAGCCCGAUCCCCCUGACCCUUCCUCCAUCUUUGCGGCUCCCAUCUCUACGUCCACCUGUCAGCCUGCGGAUACCCCGUCUACGUCCCAGGCUUCUGCGCCGUCGACUGUCGAGUCCACACAUACGUCUCGUGCCGACGCAGACGCUGAGGAACUCACACGGUUCACGACAGACUUAGAGUCGGCCAUUCGCGACUUGAUUCGAGAGUACCAUGACGUCUUUCCCCCGUAUUUCUCAUACAGCGGGAUUCCCCCGAUGCACGGUGUUGAGCAUUCCAUCCAGCUUGUGCCUGACUAUCUUGUUCACCAUCAGGCAUCAUACCCACUCUCGAUCCCAGAGGCGACGGAACUCAAGCGUCAGCUUGAGGAACUCCUUCGACUGGGUUUCAUUAAACCCAAGGAUCAGCCGAAGACCGCCUUCCGGUCGCGCUUCGGCCACUACGAGUUCACAGUGAUGCCAUUCAGCCUCACCAAUGCACCCGCCACCUUCCAGACGGCGAUAAACGACAUCUUCACGGACAUCCUUGAAGAAUACGUUCUCGUAUACUUGGACGACAUCCUGGUCUACAGUCGUACCUUAGAAGACCAUCUCAGACACCUCCGCGAUGUCCUACAACGCUUACGUAAGCAUGACUUUUAUGCCAAGCUCAACAAGUGCCGCUUUGCCCAACGCAAAGUGGACUUCCUAGGACACCAUGUGUCUGACCAGGGUCUCCACAUGGACGACGCGAAGAUCACUGCUACUGUAGACGCUCGUGAGGUCGCCGACAUCGUUUUCGACCGAGUCGUGAGAGAUCACGGCUUACCUCAGAGCAUCAUCUCCGACCGUGACCCGCGCUUUACCAGCACAUUCUGGCGACGCCUACACGAGGUGUACGGAUCCCAGCUCCGCUUCUCAUCGUCUUACCACCCUCAGACGGAUGGUCAGACUGAGGUCACCAACAAAACUCUCGGUAAUAUCCUCCGAAAGUUUGUUAGGGAUGACCAACAGUGGGACUUACACUUAGCCCACACGGAGAUUGCGUACAACCACGCUGUUUCGCCAGCCAUGUGGAUGUCGCCAUUCUAUUGUGACCUCGGCUACCAUCCUCGCGUACCCGCGGAUUUCCUACGACCAUCGCGGUUGCGCCCAGACACUCGUUGCCCUGCGCUUGACGACUGGAUCGCCCACAUGGCGGCGAUUAUGAAGCGCGCACACGAGAGUUUAGCCGACUCCCAGACUCGCAUGGCCGCACGAGCGAACCGAUCACGAAUGGAUCAUCCAUUCAAAGUCGGUGACGAUGUGCUCGUCGACGCACGCCACUUACAACUCGAAGCAGAUACGCUUCGCAAGUUCAGGCGUCGUUUCGUCGGUCCAUGCCGCAUCCUUCAGGCCGUCGGUUCUGAUACUGCCGCUAGUCCGGUCAGCUUCCGUGUGAAGCUACCUGAUUACCUUCGUCAGGCUCGCGUACACGAUGUUUACCACGUCUCCUUGCUGCGUCCUUAUCGCAGACUGUCCGAGCGCUUCGCCGGAUGCCCUUAUGAGCGCCCUCCACCUCACAUGGUGGACGGUCAAGAGGAGUUCGUUGUUUCCAACAUCGUAUCACGCCGAGUUACCGACGAUACCCCUCCACGCAUCGAGUACCUUGUGCAUUGGAAGGGCUACCCGGAUGAGGAGGCUACUUGGGAGCCCCUCGAGCACUUGCAGCACGUUAGGAUGUUGGUGCGUGCAUACGAUCGUGCUCGUCGUGCUGAGACAUCUGCUUCUACUCAGCUGACUGACCCUCUUCCUCCUCCUCCGGCUGAGGAGAUUGCUGAGGACGAGCCCGCUCCCUCUGAGGCCGUUCCUCAGCCGCAGACGGUCGCCUCAUCCACAACGCACUCAUCGUCGCCGUUCGCGUUACGAUGACUGACACUUUUAUCCUCUAUCUUUCCCCACUAACUCACACCAUCAGGUACUCCAUCAUCAUCUCUUCUUCAGGAUGUCGGCGUUUUGCGGCUCUGCUUCGACAUCG
Chara braunii is the source of this 2242-nucleotide messenger RNA. The record is from the annotation of a GenBank genome assembly. NCBI's taxonomy places the organism in Eukaryota, Viridiplantae, Streptophyta, Charophyceae, Charales, Characeae.